AUGACUGAUAUAACUAAAACUUUUCGUGCUUAUGUAAAAGCUCAACAAGUAACAACUGAUUGUAGUCUUGGUUUAAAUAAACGCGUAAAAAAAACUGAAAAGAUUUCAACAAGCUUUUUAUCUAAAGCAAAGUUAAUUCUUAAUGAUAUUAUAAAAUUGAAAAGAAUUCUACUUGAUUCUCGUACUACAUAUCUAAGCCCAUUUUAUCUUCUAUCAUCAAUUAAUAAAAUCAUGAAUGAUGAACAACGUCAUGACUUUGAACAAACUAUUGAAGAACAAAUAAAACAAAGCCGAGUUGAUUUAGAAAAAUUAAAAUUAUCUAUUGGACAAAUUUGUUUUCAGGGACAACGCCGCUCCCAUUUUGAAUUAGUCUGUGCUUAUUUAGAACGUGAUCUGGUUGAAUGUACAAAAAUCUAUAGUGAGCAAAAAUGUUUGCGAUAUAAAUGUGAAUCUGAAAGAAAAAAAAUUGGACGUCUUGAUAAUGAUGAUCAGCGUAUUCUAUUCAAUUUAAAUAAAAAUAAUAAUCGGAAAAAAUCUAAUGAUCCUAUAGAUGGGACAAAAUUAACAACAACUACUACAAAUGAGAAAAAUUCCACUAAUAUAACUACGACUAACCAAUAUUUUGAUCAAGGUAAUCAAAUUGAAAAUAAUGAAGAAAAUCAAACUCUAGUAAAUGGAAGUGAACUUCGUCAAUUACAAUUAGAAAAUAAUCAAUUAUAUCAUGAUGUUGCUCAACGUAGUGAAGAAAUUCGUGCAAUAUCAACACAAGUUGUAGAAAUAGCACAAUUACAAAAUGAAAUAUUCGGCCACCUAUGUAGUCAAAAAGAUCUUAUUCAAGAAGUCAAUUCAGCAGCUGUUGUUACUAAUGAUGAUUUAGCUGCUGCUAUUAUACAUAUUCGUGAUGCAAUUCGAAAUAUGGCACAAAUGCGUCGUUGGGUGAUCUUUUUCUUACUUGUGAUGAUUUUUUCACUUCUCUUUCUUGAUUGGUAUAAUGUAUAG
This is a messenger RNA of Rotaria socialis, 999 nucleotides long. Lineage: Eukaryota; Metazoa; Rotifera; Eurotatoria; Philodinida; Philodinidae. The record is from the annotation of a GenBank genome assembly.